AUGCAAAAAUGUUCAGAUAAUAUUCUCGUAUGCGAAUCGGAAAGUUUGGCUGCCGAGGUUGCAAAACAGACAUAUACAGUUCGACGCGCUGAAGAUCAGCGUUUAGCAACUAGUCAAGGCAAAGGGGCAGGAAUACUGCAGGGUAUCAUAGAUGCAGCAAAUGAGCGCCCAUGGUUGUGGGUUGUUUAUGUGUUGUGCGUGCUGAUCCCCAUUAUACUUAUCGGUGUAUGCUGCUUUGGUCGCAAAUCGAACGCUGAUAUUGCUGCCGCUCAGAGAAAGAAGACAGACGCCCCCGAAGCUGAUGAUGAAGUGAGAUGA
Messenger RNA from Strongylus vulgaris, 318 nucleotides. The record is from the annotation of a GenBank genome assembly. NCBI's taxonomy places the organism in Eukaryota, Metazoa, Nematoda, Chromadorea, Rhabditida, Strongylidae.